GAUCAGCUCUUCUGCAAAUCGCUUUAAUCCGUCUCCUUCCCAACACAUAAUUAACAAGUUUCAAGAUAAAAACUAUAAAGGAAAAGAUGGCCAUUGCCUACACUGCUAUUUCAUUUCCAACUGCCUUUCUGCUUCAUUAUCAAUUCCACGAUGAAAAAAUCAUUCAUUGCAUUCAUCAGAAAACUUCUUUUAUGCCCUGCUGAUGCAGCCGCCGCUCCCAAUCUCCGGGUCCACGUUGAUGUGCGUGAAGAAUAUGCUAAUGCCUUUAGGACCGAAUCAUACAAUGAGUUCUGGACACGAGUUCUUGCGUUGUCGGAUGUAAAUUCUGCCACGCAUAUUCCGGUCCAUACCUCCACAUCAGCUCGUCUCCCGUCGUAUCGCCUGUUCGUUGAAUAUCUUUUGGAUCCAGAUCAGCCCACAGUAACCCGGAUCCUUGCUAUGGCUCAUUACCCACCCACGCCCCACUCGCUUCUAACCCAAUAUUUCACCCUGACAGCUAAUGCCUCUCUCUUAUGUGGAUCUUUACUAAAGGAUAUUGACCAUACACGUGUCAAAUACCGCUCUCUCAGAACCACCCUCCAGUCUAUGGAGACUACGCCCGAAAGGCAUUUCCGGAUACUGUUGACCCGAUUAACGGAUUUCGCCAACUCCCUUAACCCAUUUCACUGGUCUGCUCCAUCUCCUGCACAGGUUCGAUCCACACAAUCCGAUUGCUCCAAUUUGCUCAAGAAGUUGGAGUCAACCCGCGACAAGGCUAAAUCCAAGCUGCAACUGAGAAGUAGACUAAAACAUGGUUCGGCUUUAUUCAUCGUGGCUUUAACAGCUUCACUUACAGUGAUCCUUGCAACUCAUGCAUUGGCUUUGGUAGUAGCGACUCCGUGUUGUAUAAGGGCUACAAUGGAUGUGGGUUAUAGUAGGAGGCUAAGUAGAGUGAUGUCUCAGCUUGAUAUGGCUGCAAAGGGGAGCUACAUUCUUAGUAGAGAUCUGGAAACAAUUAGCCGGCUGGUGGCUCGAUUAAAUGAUGAGCUGGAGCAUAUGAGGGGUACAGUUAAGUUUUGGGUUGAGAGAGGAGAGGAAUGGAUCCGGGUCCAAGCCAACGGGGAAGUGGUGGGCCGGAUGAAGAAGAAUGAUUGCAGCUUUAGCGAGCAGCUGGAUGAAGUUGAGGAGCAUUUAUACUUGUGCUUUAUGACAAUUAAUAGAGCUAGAAAGCUUGUACUUAGGGAGAUAUUGGAUCCGGGUCAACCCAUGAAGGCACCAAAUCUUAUCAGAUAGUAAACAGUAAACUGCUGCCUUCUUCCUAUGUUCAUGAAAUUUGAUUUUACUGCAGAAUAAGACUCUAAAUUAUUUGUUUA
Manihot esculenta (cassava) is the source of this 1352-nucleotide messenger RNA. Its product is annotated as UPF0496 protein At3g49070. The transcript has 2 exons. Lineage: Eukaryota; Viridiplantae; Streptophyta; Magnoliopsida; Malpighiales; Euphorbiaceae. Bases 151 to 1272 code for a protein of 373 amino acids. The record is from RefSeq and is a predicted model, not a curated record.